UCAGGUAUAUGGACAACGCCACAGCUCAUUACUGGUCACAGAGAUGAGGGGGCAGCCGCUGUUCCUGUACCGCCACUGUCAACCAACCAACCUCCCUCAAUCCUUCCUUGCAUUCCAUUCUGAUUCUUGACGAGAGAGGUCACGAUUCAUCUGUUCGCAAAUGUACCGUUUUAGUAUAGAGGCAGCAUGACCAUCUCGCUACUCAUUCACAGGACAAGCGCGCGUGUGUGAAUUAAAGGUGUUUUGUCUUUGAAUCAAGUCCAGAUCAAGAUAUUUGAAAUCAGGAUUUCUCGGGGCGCUUGGUUCAUUCACCAUGGCACCACAUCCAGUAGUUCAGGCAAUAAUAGACCUCUCUGCUGGAGCUAUAGGGGGCGCUGCUUGUGUGUUCAGUGGUCAACCCUUGGACACGGCAAAAGUGAAAAUGCAGACCUUCCCCACUUUGUACAGAGGCUUUGUGCACUGCUUUGUGUCGACAUACAAACAGGUGGGACUUCGGGGGCUGUAUCAAGGUACCACGCCUGCCCUCAUGGCUAACAUCGCUGAGAACUCUGUGCUCUUCAUGUGCUACGGUUUUUGCCAGGAGGUGGUCCGCGUUGUCUCUGGACAGGAGAAAGGGACUGUGCUUAGUGACAUGCAGAAAGCAUGUGCAGGCUCCGUGGCUUCUAUUUUCUCCUCUCUGGUGCUUUGUCCCACUGAACUGGUGAAGUGCCGACUGCAGGCUAUGCAUGAGAUGACCACCUCGGGCAAGAUCGCCAAAAGUCAAAACACAGUUUGGUCAGUUAUAAAGUCCAUCAUGCACAAUGAUGGUCCUGCAGGGUUCUUCCUGGGUUUAACUACCACCAUUGCCCGUGAGGUGCCUGGAUAUUUCUGUUUCUUUGGAGCAUAUGAGCUUUGUCGGUCUCUCUUUGCUCAGUACAUGCACUGCGACAAGGAUGACAUUGGUGUAGCCCCCAUUGUGUUCAGUGGGGGUUUUGGGGGAGCUUGUCUCUGGCUUGUCGUGUACCCCAUGGAUUGUGUUAAAUCCAGAAUACAGGUCAUGUCAAUGACAGGCAGGCAGGCUGGCUUCUUCAAGACCUUUAUGCACAUCUUCAGAAUGGAAGGUAUAAGGGCUUUAUAUUCUGGUCUCACUCCCACAAUGAUUCGAACGUUUCCAGCCAAUGGUGCUCUCUUCUUAGGAUAUGAAGCCAGCCGCAAAUUCAUGAUGGCACAGUUUUGACAGCUGACAGUUAUUUUCUCUUGUUAGGUCCUUAAUAUUUUAUUUUUUACUAACUCAACAUAAUCAGCCCUUACUUACUCAAACAUGCCAUAAUAAUAAUAAUCACAUGCAAUCCCUAAUACAGAUUGUUAUAAAGAUGCUUUUUUUUUCUUGUUAGAUAAUUUCUGAGUGUUAUUUUUUCCUUUUUUUUUUUUUUUUUCCUCUUUAUCCCCUUUUCUCCCCAAUUUGGAAUGCCCAAUUCCCACUACUUAGUAGGUCCUCGUGGUGAUGCGGUUACUCACCUCAAUCCGGGUGGCGGUUGCCUCCGCUUCCGAGACCAUCUUAUCGCCUGGCUCAUUGUGCAUGACACCACGGAGACUCACAGCAUGUGGAGACUCAUGCUACUCUCCGCGAUCCACACACAAUUUACCACGCGCCCUAUUGAGAGCAAGAACCACUAAUCACGACAAUGAGGAGGUUACCCCAUGUGACUCUACCCUCCCUAGCAACCUGGCCAAUUUGGUUGCUUAGGAGACCUGGCUGGAGUCACUCAGCACACCCUGGAUUUGAACUUGCGACUCCAGGGGUGGUAGGCAGGGUCAAUACUCAUUGAGCUACCCAGGCCCCCCUUUUCUGAGUGUUCUUAAAGAACAUGCAGCGUUGGUCAGGGAGUCUAGUGACUUGAUAUUAUUUAAACUGUAUUUUCAUACAGUUUUUUAGUCUACCUCAGUAUACUGGCCAGUUUCCCAAAUCUCAAAACUCCAGCGGUGUAAACAACUAUGCAAGUAAAUGCUAAGCUGCUCCCUAAAACACUAACAGACAAAAGGAACAAAAACCACAGUUCAGUGGUUUUGGAAAUACAGUUUUUAUGGUUUACUCAUUUUGUGCUGUCAAUAUAAUAUCAGGAUAGGCAUUAUUAGUGUGUAUUUGAUCAUACAGUAUUUCAGAAAGGUAGGAAUGCCUGAUUUUUUUCAAAUGUAUUUCUUUAACUUGGUUUUAAAUAUGUUCAUAAAUGGAUGUGUGAGCAUGUGCUUGUUACAUUCAAUCUUUCUGCCAAGACACAUUCAGCUGUAGACAGACCCUACAACUGUAACAUAAUAGCAGUAUUAAAUUUUAAGGCACAUCAUCAUAUCAAAAUUUGUAUUGACUGUAAAUGAUCUGCCAUUUCAUUCAGCAAUGGAAGACUCUCUUGUAUCAUUCUUUUUUCUCCAUUGUAAAGAAUCCCCACCGUAAAAAAAAAAAAAAACAAAACAAAAAAAAACCCCAAAAGAGAAUAACUUUGUAAAACCAUUAUUUUUAUUUUUUACGUUUGCAUAUUUGACUUAUCUUUUUUAUUAUUAUUAUUAUUUUGAAUUAACAUGACACAACAGUGGAAAAUCAAAUUGUGAAUUAAAAUCUGCCAUAAAAACCA
This is a messenger RNA of Myxocyprinus asiaticus (Chinese sucker), 2606 nucleotides long. RefSeq names its product mitochondrial ornithine transporter 1-like. The record is from RefSeq and is a predicted model, not a curated record. Bases 314 to 1216 code for a protein of 300 amino acids. Gene Ontology annotation, biological process: mitochondrial L-ornithine transmembrane transport. NCBI's taxonomy places the organism in Eukaryota, Metazoa, Chordata, Actinopteri, Cypriniformes, Catostomidae. Gene Ontology annotation, molecular function: L-ornithine transmembrane transporter activity. The transcript is spliced from 7 exons.